GUAUUUUCUCUCUCCAUGUCUCAAUGAUUCUCCCUGAAUCAACCGUUUCUCGCUCAUGGACGACAUAUACAGUACCUGCUUAUCCUACGCUCCACUUUGUUACACUAGCCAUUAAUAGACUCAUAGUUGAUGACCCUGUAUGUUAUCCUAUAUCUGCCUUCCUCUUUUGUCUCCUUACUUAUAUUUCCUAUGGCGAGCUCUUUGGCUGUUGGGUUCUAUUUUCUCCUUACAGAUUUGUUGUAGGUUAUUUCGAAUUAGCCAUUGCAAUCGUACAGAGCAAGCUUGAGGUCUCAGAUCUCAGGGUCAGGAACACUUCCACUCUAGCAUGAUUCAAAUUGUAUACGCAAUAUCCUCUUACGCCCAAGUCAGAUCCGCCUAGGUGCCGCCGCCGAGUUUUGGAGCUUGAACGAGUUUCAUCGAGGUGUUCCAUUGAAAAACAUAUUCACUCGUCAGCAGCUAGCCUUUUGGGCCUCUC
Molecule: messenger RNA, 475 nt
Organism: Somion occarium
Lineage: Eukaryota; Fungi; Basidiomycota; Agaricomycetes; Polyporales; Cerrenaceae
Source: the annotation of a GenBank genome assembly